Messenger RNA from Botrytis sinoallii, 1776 nucleotides. RefSeq lists its product as uncharacterized. Bases 1 to 1776 code for a protein of 591 amino acids. Gene Ontology annotation, molecular function: amidophosphoribosyltransferase activity. Lineage: Eukaryota; Fungi; Ascomycota; Leotiomycetes; Helotiales; Sclerotiniaceae. The transcript is spliced from 2 exons. The record is from RefSeq and is a predicted model, not a curated record. Gene Ontology annotation, cellular component: cytoplasm. Gene Ontology annotation, biological process: purine nucleotide biosynthetic process; purine nucleobase biosynthetic process.
AUGUGCGGAAUUCUCGGUUUAAUCUUGGCCGCAUAUGACGACCCCAAUUCAAUCACAGCGGCGUCGCAAAUACACGAAGCUCUUUACUAUUUGCAACACAGAGGACAAGAUGCCUGCGGAAUCGCUACAUGUGCCGCUGGAGGUCGAAUCUAUCAAUGCAAGGGCAACGGCAUGGCUUCAAGAGUGUUCCAAGAUGGAUCUCGCAUUCAGGAUCUUCCCGGUUUCAUGGGCAUCGGUCACUUGAGAUACCCCACAGCUGGAAGCAGUGCUAGUGCCGAAGCUCAACCUUUCUAUGUCAACAGUCCUUAUGGAAUUACCUUUGCGCACAACGGAAACUUGAUCAACGCUCCAGAGCUCAAGCGCUUCCUCGAUUUCGAAGCUCAUAGACAUAUCAAUACCGACAGCGAUAGUGAGCUAAUGCUCAACAUCUUUGCCAAUGAGCUCAAUGAGACUGGAAAGGCCCGUGUCAAUGAAGAAGAUAUCUUCAAGAGCUUGGAAAGAAUGUAUGGCAGAUGUGUUGGAGGUUGGGCAUGCACAGCAAUGUUGGCUGGAUUCGGCAUCCUCGGUUUCCGCGACCCACACGGCAUUCGUCCCCUCAUCUUGGGUUCUCGAUCAACCGAAACAGGAGCUAAGGAUUAUAUGAUGGCUUCUGAAUCAGUUGCUUUAAAGCAACUUGGAUUCAGCGAUCUCGUUGACAUUCUUCCUGGACAGGCCGUCAUCAUCAGAAAGGGCUCAGAGCCUCACUUCAGACAAAUUGUUCCACAAAAGAACUAUGCUCCAGAUAUCUUCGAGUAUGUUUACUUUGCUAGACCUGAUUCUAUCAUCGAUGGAAUCAGUGUUCAUAGAAGUCGACAAGCUAUGGGAAAUAAACUUGCCGAUACAAUUAGCAAGGUUCUCGGCCCUGAGGCAGUUAAAGAGAUCGAUGUCGUUAUUCCAAUUCCUGAAACAUCCAAUACAUCAGCUCAAAGUGUUUCGAAACGUCUCAAGAUACCUUACUGCGAAGGAUUCAUCAAGAAUCGCUAUGUCUUCCGCACUUUCAUUAUGCCCGGACAAGGUGCUCGUCAAAAGUCUGUUCGCCGCAAGCUUAGUGCAAUGGAGUCUGAAUUUGCGGGACGUACAGUUCUCUUAGUUGACGACAGUAUCGUUCGUGGAACGACCAGUAGGGAGAUUGUAUUGAUGGCCCGUGAGGCAGGUGCAAAGAAGGUCAUAUUUGCUUCCUCUGCCCCACCCAUUACCCACGCUCACAUUUACGGUAUUGAUCUUGCAUCACCUCAAGAACUUGUCGCACAUAACCGUGAUAGAUAUGCAAUUGCUGAACAUAUCGGUGCGGACGAAGUCAUCUACCAGUCAUUGGAGGAUUUGAAGGCAGCAUGUGCAGAACUUUCUCCUCGCGAUCCAAAGACACAAGAAUUUGAAGUUGGUGUUUUCUGUGGUACUUAUGUAACACCGGUUCAAGAUGGUUAUUUCGAGCACUUGGAACAAAUUCGAGGUGAAACUCGUAAGAUGAAGGUUUUGGAGAGUGCGAAAGAAGCUGUCAUCCAUGGCGUAGCAGGAGAAAAAGAAUUCAAUCUCAUCAGCCAGGGAGCAGUAGUAGAUUCAAAGGGUCAGGUAGUUCCCGAUGUCAGCCAAGAUCAGGUCGGCAAUGGAAAUGGAAAUGACAAUGGCAAUGCGAGGCCCAAGCUAGAGUCUAGCGAGUCUAGCACACCUUCGGUCAGAGAUCGUCAAGAUAUCAGUUUACAUAACUUUGCAAGUGACUCUAACAGAGAUUACAACUGA